Messenger RNA from Moneuplotes crassus, 2507 nucleotides. The record is from the annotation of a GenBank genome assembly. NCBI's taxonomy places the organism in Eukaryota, Ciliophora, Spirotrichea, Euplotida, Euplotidae.
CAUGAAAUCGAUGGUAAACAAUUCAUUGAGGGCCAGGUCAUCAGUGAAACAGUUAAAACGCAAGAGCACGCUUGCUUCUAUUGCAUUGACAAUGUCUCGUACUAAAUAAGUACUCUAAAAGGCGGCGAAAGCGGAAAAUCUCUGAAGAUGAAGUUAGUGAAUUCCCAAUAAGACAUUUCUUCUCCCAGCCACAAGGAAUGGAAAAACAUGUCAAAAAGGAGGAAAAGAAGACACUAAAGUUGGGAGACAAGCUACCAAUGUGUUCCAUGGAUGACUUCAUGGAUAUGUACAAAGAUUUGGGCUGACUAAUUGUUAAUUAUAAGAAAAUUCAUAAUUUACCCUAAGAAUGGCUGGCAACUUAUUCAUUCAUGCAUUCAGAGAUAUAAGCUUGAAAACUCUAAACUCGAGGCUUUUAAGAGAUUUGGAUGCUUCUGUACUUCAAGAUGCAGAUGAGGCUUACAGAGCUGGAAAUUAAAUAACAAUGCAUCGGGUAUUUUCAAAAGCAACUCAAACAAUAUUCAUAAAAUGAUGAAAGAGAUGGAAAGCAACUCUUCGUUUCAUAAAUCAUCGAAUAAGAAUGGCUUCAAGAAGACAGUAAACUUUGCCAAUCUUCCAAGAGAAUCGAGGGUUUUCUUCUCAGAUAUGAUGCUCUAAAAAUCAAUGAUUUAAAAUAAGAAUAGCAGAAGGGCAACUAGGAUUAUGGAAUCCAUAAAGAAUAUGGGCAAAUAUGACCCAGAGAAACCAAGAAUUAAAAGAUACAAACUUAGAAGACAGAACACUAUGAGCUCUGAUAGUCUGGAAAGAGCGAUUGGUAAAGCUACUGGAAGAAAGAGGUGCCGCAUUAGAAAUAGGGCAGAUAUCCUUAGAGCUGCUAGUUUCACGAACAAGUUUACCAAAAGAUUGACUUUUGGAGAGAGGGAUGAAUACGAUCUUGGAGAAAUACCCAUAAUCCAAAUCUCAGGAUCAAACAACACUCCUGAGAACUUUGAGAAUUCAGCUAAUAAGCUGAAAUUUAGAAUAAAUAGUAUGAGGACAGGCUCAAAGGGGUUCCCAUCCUCUAAAGAUCCUUCUAAUUUUGGUAUAAAAUAAGUAUGAUGACAACUCUCUCACAGACAGCAUCUUAGAUAAUUCAAACCGUUCGAGAAGCUCUAAAAUAGCUCCAUUUCUGAACGACAUCAAGGAGAUAAACGAGACUUAUUCAGAGAAUUUUACUAGUGAGAAUUUAUCACCCAUUGAAAAAUCCCAGAAUACAAACUUAAGAAACUCGAGCGCUUCUCGUCUUUUGUCGCUGUCUCAUGGCAGCAAGCAUUCUAAAGCAAAACGACUAAACUUUAUCUCCCCGGAAAGGGAGGUAAGUAAGUUGAAGAUUAAGAAAAUUGAUGGCAAGAAGUUGAUUCAGGAUCACAUCACUAUUCUGGCCCACCAAAUCACACUGUAUGAGGACCAGUUUGAUGAAGCAAAGGAUCACAUCACUUGAGACAAACUACUAGCUGAGCUAUUCAGAUGUUAUAACAAGAGGAUGCACUUAUUUAUUAAAUACAAAUUAAAAGAGCUAGAAUUACUAAACAAAGCUCCUAAGUCCCAAAAAUCAAAGAAAGGAGGUCUUCUUGAGUUGCUGAAUUUAACUAAAAGCCUGGAUAGAGAUAGAAACCAAGAUUGGGAAAUCAAGCUUAAGAAAUUGAAAUCUGUUGUUAAGGAUGAUACGAAUUCUCUCUUUCUGAAUGAACUGAAGAAUAUCGAGACUUAUCCAAGACACUCUUCUCUUACUAAAAUAAUUUCACCAGGGAGGAUCGAUAAGAGAGACAGGCUCAAAGCGCAGCAUGAUAAGAAGCUCUUGAGAGCUCAAAUUCUUCAGAAGUCCCGAGAAAUAUCUAAUCCAAAAUCCAGAGAGACUUUGUUUGAUGUUAUUAUUUCAAAAUCUAAGUUAAGGAAUCAGCGGUUGCAUGCACAAAGCAAAUCUCCAAGUCUGGAAAAGAUCACCCCAGUGUUUACCAAAAAUAGAUAUUUUUCACGCUGAAAUUCACCUCAAAUUCUUCCUGAUUUCUCCUUAUUGAACAAGACGAAAGGCUGUGUUGUUCCUGUAAAGAUGAAGAAACUAGAGCCUUCAAAACUAUUGAAAAUAAGCACACCUUUGUUAAAGAAUUACCUCUGGUCUAAAUAAAGGCGACUCUAAGCCACAAGACUUCAGCUACUGCUCAGGAGAAGAAGAAGUUAAAAAGAGACAAGGAAAUAGCCCAGAAUGAGACAAUAGGAAAAUUGAAAUGGGAAAUAGAAGGUUUGAUGAUAUACGAAGAGAUACAAAAAGAUUUCCAAAGAUUACCAAAUUUUCAGCCCCUGUUCUUUCGAAAAGACCUUAUCACCACAGAAGAGCUUUCUCUCCUCAUCUAGAGUUGAAAGUUUUUGAGAAUAAUAAGAAAGGCAAGGAUUACAAAGAAAGAUACUUCAUUUGUGAAAAAGCCAAAUAAAGAAAAGAUUUAAUUACUUGAAACGAUAUACACGAGACCUUG